AUGCCAGCAAGUCGUCGCGAGCGCGCCAUCGCCAUAACCCGGCACCUCAACACCUUCGACAUUGACGCCAUCCGCGCGCUGCUCUCCGACUCCCCCGACUUCCAUUUCCAGUUCGGCCCAGAAUCGGCGCUGCAGGCGUUGGGUAAGCCGGGAGGCUUCACCAAGGACGAGGUGCUUGAAUUCUUCACCAAUCACCAGAACAUUGUGAAAUCCUUCAAUUUCCUGGAGCCUGACUUUGUGGUCGAGGGCAGUGAUAGUGUGGCGUAUCACACCAAAUCCGACGUUCGUGGGCCAAUUCCGAGCAGAAAGGAACGGCUGACUUAG
Messenger RNA from Aspergillus mulundensis, 324 nucleotides. RefSeq lists its product as uncharacterized. Bases 1 to 324 code for a protein of 107 amino acids. The transcript is spliced from 2 exons. The record is from RefSeq and is a predicted model, not a curated record. Lineage: Eukaryota; Fungi; Ascomycota; Eurotiomycetes; Eurotiales; Aspergillaceae.